AUUUUUAUUUAGGUGUAUAUAUUUGUAUUCGUAAUGAGUAGUUUAACGUGACAAUUUGUUGGACCUUCAAGGUGUAUGUUUUAUUGAUAUUGAGCAGCACUCUUCUGGUUUGUUCUUGUCGUAUUUCGUUUAUUUUUUCAGCAAUUGAACUGGGUUGGAGUAAAUAUUCUAAAAUGUUACUUGAAUUAGUUAUUUGGCCCUUCCGGUUGUAUAGUUUAUGGAAAUAGAGUACCCCUCUUCUCUCAUUCAUUUUUCAGCAAUUUACUUUGAUUGUAUAGAUGAAUUCUUUUAAAUAUUUUAGCACAAUCAUUAGAUGAAUCAGUUUGUUGGACGUUUGGGGAGUAUAUUUUAGAGGAAAUUACUAAGACUUGGCUUGCUCGUAAUUUUUUUGUGUGUGAUUUUCUCACAUCUAAAACUGGUGCUUUUUUUUAAAUCUUUUAACUGAUUGUCAAGAGGUCAUUUCCUAUGAAAAUUGCAUAAGUCUAAGAAUGAUAUGCCACAGUUUCAGGUAUUAGCACCAAAAAUCAACCUAAGUUUCUGCCUUGUGUUUAUAAGCUUUAGAAUAGAGAACCAAAUAAGAAAUAGCCUAAGUGAGAAAUCUCAAAAUUGUUAAAAUUAUUCAAAAUAUAAAUCUUAGUAUUGCACAAUAUUGAAUGAAUUCUGGAAUUUGAUUUAUAAUGAAAAACAAUUCAUCUGAUUCCUUGUUUCUGGUCAUGUCUUCAAGGGUGAUUGGCCUGUAGAAGUUGAAGGGACAACGUUUCCACCUCGGUAGGUCAGGACUUGGAGGAAGAUCCUAGAAUAAAGAUGUUGAAUAGGGAAUGGUUUGAAGGUAAAAAAUGCCUUGACAUUGGCUGCAAUAGUGGGUUGAUCACAAUCGCAAUAGCAAAAAAGUUCUGCUGCCAGAGCAUUCUUGGAGUUGACAUUGAUGGUGAUAGAAUUGAAGAUGCACGUUGGACUCUUAGGAAAGUUGUGAAGACGAAUGCUAUUAAAUUACCUUCCAUGACACCCAAAUCAGCAGAUGUUAAUGGGUUACAGAACCAGACAACUAAAUCACCAACUGAAAUGACACUGGAGAAGUCAAUUGAUACUCCUUGUUUGCAGGGAGAAGAUCUCUUUGACAUAGUCUCUUUUCAGAAAGGAAAUUUUGUUCAGAAUUGGAGGCCACCGGAAGAUAACUACGAUACAAUUCUUUGUUUAAGCGUGACAAAAUGGAUACAUUUGAACUGGGGUGAUGAAGGAUUAAUCACUUUGUUUUGGAAAGUCUGGAAGCUUCUUCAACCGGGCGGUGUUUUCGUUUUGGAACCCCAACCAUGGAGCUCGUAUCAAAAUAAUCGGCUUGUGUCUGAGACAGCAGCAGCUAAUUAUAAAACAAUUCAGAUACCACCUCAAGAUUUUCAGGAUAUACUUCUAGACAAGAUUGGAUUCCGCAAAGUAGAGAACUUAACUUCCAGAUUAUCUGGUAGCAAAUCUGGAUUUAACAGACCGAUAUUGGCUUUCUGGAAAUGAAUAGUUUCGGCACCUAUCGAGAAGUAGUUUUUUUAGCCGAUAAAUAUCUUGAGGUAAACAUUGUUUGAAUACACCAUUAUUAGAAUUGAACAGAGGGAUGUGCUGUAAAAGUGUUUUCUACCCUAUAAUCUCUCUCAUACGGUUCCCCCUCGUCUAUUUUAUUAGUUUCCAGCUGAUCAUCCUGCCUGAAAAAAACGAAUGCUGAAUAAAACAGUCCUAUCAAUCUUUCGUUUCA
Molecule: messenger RNA, 1741 nt
Organism: Olea europaea var. sylvestris
Lineage: Eukaryota; Viridiplantae; Streptophyta; Magnoliopsida; Lamiales; Oleaceae
Product: probable RNA methyltransferase At5g51130
Exons: 8
Coding region: 805-1506 (233 amino acids)
Biological process (GO): snRNA modification
Molecular function (GO): RNA methyltransferase activity; snRNA binding; O-methyltransferase activity
Source: RefSeq, a predicted model, not a curated record